AUGGAGGCCAUGGAUUUCGUCCGACGCGCAAUCGAACCCAAUGAAAACGGUUGGCCAUUUGGAACCAAUGGGUUAAAAUCUGGUCAAUGGAGGUCGAAUCACACAUCGACGGUUUCUAUCGUAUACGACCAACCGACAAUAUUAGUUCCUUGGCCAUGGCUCCUCGUCAGCUUCACCCUAUCAUUCUUAGUAGCAUUAUGGGGGUAUUAUUCGACAUUAAAACAACGAAAUGAAGCCAGAGGCGAAAAUUUAAGAGCAAAGAUUACACUUACAAUAUUACUUUUAACGACGGUUCGAUCGAUAGCGACGUUUAUCCUUACUAUCAAGACUUUCCUACCAGAGCCAAACCGCUAUCCGCCAGCCUCUGCCAUCGCUGCACUAUUCAUUUCCACUCUUUCGAGCGCUCUAGAUUGCGGGCUACUCUCCGCUCGGUUCUAUGGAGCUGUCUUUAAGAGAAUCGCCCAGCUAAAUGCAUGGAUAACUUUUGCAUCAGUGGUAAUGACGUUCAUAUUACCCUUUGUCAAAGGCGCAUUCGAGUAUGGAUACUACAGUCUCACGGGUGGCAACUGUCCGGUAGCUGUAUGGAUGUGUCCGCUACAACCUUCAGUCGUUGGAUGUCCCGACGAUUUCGCCACUCGAACAAACUCACAGAGAGCAGAGUUCUGGGGCGCUACGGUUCGAAAUGUGGAUAACCUCGCCCUGACGGUUACAUUCACAUCUCCUUCCGAACUAGCUCUUGCAGUUCUUGCAAUCUUACUCGGAGCUUAUAUCACAAUUUCCGGGUUUCACCUCAUUAGCCAAACAAGGGAUCUCAUCGAGUAUGUCUGGAAUUAUCGCCAAGAGGUGGAACGAAAGAAGGCUAGGGAACAAGAAGCCAACUCUGAGGAACUGUACUUCGUCGGUUCCCUCAAGCGGGAGAAACCAAAGGCGCCAAUUCGAAAGGAUGCAUCUGUAUUCAUCCUUCUCUCCAUCCUAGUUUUCACCUUCGUCUCGGUUCCACUUCAUGCAUACCAAGAAUCGAAGCCAAAGGAUAUCAUUAUCGUCGACGGAUUCGGGAAGAAAGAUACCGUAAGGAAAGAAUCAGCGGGUCCGAAGUUUAGAGAGCAGGUGCAGAAGCAAAUUUCGGGAGAGAAUACGGAUGCAUCAAGUUGGGUAGAUUGCUACACGCUAGGGGCACCGUCGUCGAAAGACGGUUUCAUGAAAACUUGGAUUGAACUUCAGAAAAGGGAACCUUUGACUUUCCUAGCUAUGUUAUAA
This is a messenger RNA of Orbilia oligospora ATCC 24927, 1257 nucleotides long. RefSeq lists its product as uncharacterized. The transcript has a single exon. Bases 1 to 1257 code for a protein of 418 amino acids. NCBI's taxonomy places the organism in Eukaryota, Fungi, Ascomycota, Orbiliomycetes, Orbiliales, Orbiliaceae. The record is from RefSeq and is a predicted model, not a curated record.